UGCCACUCUCUCUCUAUCUCUAUCUCUCUCUCGUGCCUUAGAAACUUUUUGCCCAACAAAGCAUUAUUUUUACUCCAUGAAACACCCUUCGUCUUUCACAAGGCUAUAAAUGCUAGAGAUUGCCCUUUUUUUCUGUGGUUUCUUUUCACCUUCUCUUAGCUACUAAGGCACACACAUUUAACCAUCGCGCUUUAUAUACAUACACAACCGCACACACAAAGUAUUAUACAUAUAUAUAUAUAUAUAUAUAUAAAUAUAUCUCUCUCUCUCUGUAUAGAUGUGCGUACAAGGUUGUUUUGUCGGAGCCUUGAAUUUGUUUGUGUUCAUAUCCAGAGGGAAGUUCUUGGAUUGUAGGGAAAUAGGGAGAGGAAGAGAAUCAAUGGACUUUUACACAUACCUAUCUCGUGCUUUGCCUUCUUCUCCUGCGUUUGCUUCUCUUUCUUUUGGGAAUUUGGCUGAUAGGGCCAAAGGAUUCUUCACCUCUGCCGUCUCUAACGUCAUUGGCAGUCUCUUCUCCGCCAUUUUCACCUUCUGCUUUACUUUGGUUGGAACCUUGUUAGGGGCAAUGACUGGAGCUCUGAUAGGCCAAGAGACGGAGAGUGGCUUCAUUAGAGGCGCUGCAGUUGGCGCUAUCUCCGGAGCUGUUUUCGCUCUUGAGGUCUACGAAUCAUCACGGCUGCUGUGGCAGUCAGAUGAAUCCGGGAUCGGGUGUCUCCUCUACUUGAUUGAUGUGAUUGCAAGCCUGAUAAGCGGUAGACUUGUUCGGGAGCGUAUUGGUCCCGCAAUGCUGAGUGCAGUGCAGAGUCAGAUGGGAGCGGUUGAAUCCGCAUAUGAAGAGGCGUCUAACAUCUUCGACACAGGCGGGUCGAAGGGCUUGCCGGGGGAUUCGGUUGAAAGGAUUCCGAAGAUUGUAAUCAGCAGCGACGACAAUGCGGAUGCUUCAGGGGAGAGAGUCUCUUGCUCGGUUUGCCUGCAGGACUUUCAGGCCGGGGAGACGGUUCGAAGCUUGCCGCACUGCCACCACAUGUUUCACCUUCCAUGCAUCGAUCCAUGGCUGUUGAGGCACGGUUCUUGUCCAUUGUGCAGAAGGGAUCUGUAGAGUAUGUAGUGACUGAAGUGAAGUGUUUGUUUGUAAAUAUAGAAAAACUUGUUUCAUUUUAUCCAUAUAUUUAUACUUGAUUAUUAUAGGUUUUUUUUUCUUUUUCUAAUUCAUUCAGCCUUUUUAUCAGCACCAAUUUUCCAGAAAGCCUAUGUAAUUAAUCCUGAGUAUUUAGUACUCGAAUUUGAUCAUUGUACUUGACCAUCCUCCUGUAUAAAAAGUUUUUUUUUUUUUUUU
This is a messenger RNA of Ipomoea nil (Japanese morning glory), 1336 nucleotides long. RefSeq names its product NEP1-interacting protein-like 1. NCBI's taxonomy places the organism in Eukaryota, Viridiplantae, Streptophyta, Magnoliopsida, Solanales, Convolvulaceae. The record is from RefSeq and is a predicted model, not a curated record. The transcript has 5 exons. The coding region runs from base 278 to 1099 and encodes 273 amino acids.